Molecule: messenger RNA, 1045 nt
Organism: Neolamprologus brichardi
Lineage: Eukaryota; Metazoa; Chordata; Actinopteri; Cichliformes; Cichlidae
Source: RefSeq, a predicted model, not a curated record
AUGGUAUCGUCUAAUAUGGCAGCCUCCGUGUUGAAGCGAUGUGCGACUGCUGCUGUCAAAGUUAAAAGUUUAUCUCCGUCUCUUUCAGCCCGACGAUGGUUGCUUUCGGCGGCUUACACAGAUAGCAAAAUGUGGGAGGCGAGAGAGAAAGAUCCUCAGAACCUGGACCUGCGAGACUGGACCAUUCACGGCUGGAUCAGACAGUGUCUAAAAUAUGGGGCUAGAGAUAAGGCCUUGCACACACUUAAAAACAAGAUCCAGUAUGGAAUAUUCCCAGAUGACUUCACCUUCAAUCUCCUCAUGGAUUCCUUCAUUAAGGAUGCAGACUUUAAAAUUCAUAACAAACACCUAUCUGAGCCGUACCAGACAGCAUUGCUCUUUGUUCUCAUUUGGGCACCUGAUAUCAGCCCCCUAACUCUGGGGUAUGUGAAUGACUUGUUCCAUGACCUGCCUUUGACCUCAGAGUCAGACUCUUCUGGAGAAGAGUCAGGAGGUGAAGAGGACAAGAAAGAAAACACUGUAGAUGAAGACGAUCAGGCCGAAGCUGCUAAGCUACCUGAGUAUGUCAAGAAAUUCAAGGAAUUGAGCAGCCAGCUGGAAUCUCAGGAUAAAGUGGAGUCAACCUCUUUCCAGGAUUUAGUGACCGCUCUGGCCCAGCAGACCCUGGCUGCUGCCGAGACACCGGACCUCGAGCAGUAUGAGAGCCGGGUGCAGGCCUGGGAGGCCGAGAAGAGGCAGCUGAUCCAGAGAGAGAAGGAGAUGAGGGAAAAGGCUGAGCAGGAGAAACAGGAGCGAUUAGCUGCCAUGGCUGCAGCUCAGCAGGUGUAGAAACUUUUAACAUGGAGCCAACUGUGACUCACUGAACUGUCCGUCGAGUAUGUACUUUAAAAUGUGUAUACUUCUGAGUGUAUUAUUAUCAUUGCACCGGAUUCUGUCACUUAUUACUUUUGUAUAUAUCAGUUAUUGUGUUUGUGGCUCUGUUUUUAUAGAAUAGAGCUAAUAUAAAUAGGCUGUCAAAAUAAAACACACUUUCAGUUCUAUCACA